Molecule: messenger RNA, 4641 nt
Organism: Kalmanozyma brasiliensis GHG001
Lineage: Eukaryota; Fungi; Basidiomycota; Ustilaginomycetes; Ustilaginales
Product: Rax2
Exons: 1
Coding region: 1-4641 (1546 amino acids)
Biological process (GO): positive regulation of establishment of bipolar cell polarity regulating cell shape
Cellular component (GO): plasma membrane of growing cell tip
Molecular function (GO): protein binding
Source: RefSeq, a predicted model, not a curated record
AUGGUCGCACAAUCUUUCGCCGCCUCGGCGAGCAUAUCAUAUACCCAUCGCUCGCAUACUCGACCGUCCACAUCCACGCUGGCCAGAGCAGUCUCUAAAUCCGCCCUUCUUCUCACCGCAGCGCUACCACUGGCAUCGGCAUCCAUCUCCAACUUCCCCAGCAUCGACUUUGAUCUUCUCGGCGCUGUCAGCAUCGCCGGCUCCUUUGCUGGCAUCCAGCUAUGGAAUCAAACCGGCUCCUCCACCACUCCCAACGCCACCUAUGAUCCAGCUGCAUCCUCUCUCCUCUCUCGCGCCAGCAAUGGCACCGUCUCCUUCAUCAGUGCCACCGAAGAGGGCGGCACCAUCCACGCAAUCUGCCAGAUGCAGUCCUCGCCUAAUACCGUCUUUGUUGCUGGCAACUUUUUCUCAAUAGGCGGCACCGCGGUCAGCAACAUUGCAUCCUACAACCCCACCACCAAAGCUUUUGACAGCAUGGCCGGUGGCCUGGACGGCACUGUACAGGCUCUCUACUGUGACAACGACCAACAGCAGCUCAUCGUCGGCGGCUCCUUUUCCGGCCCCGUCGAUGGCAAGACCGAUCGAUAUCUUGGCAAUGUAGCGCAAUGGGACGUUUCCGCCUCGGCAUGGAAUCCGGUCAGCUUUGGCGGCCUCGACGGCACGGUCAACACCAUCACAGCCGGAGGCAACGCGUCGCUGGUACGGUUCGGAGGCAGCUUCGACACCCGUUUCGCCUCGGCAGGCGCCAAUGGCAUCCCCUCCGGUACCAACACCUCGGCAUCUCCCCUCACAGCCGCCCUCACUCCCCUCUCUCUUGGGCAAGUCGAAUUCGUCGGUGGGCCCAGCUCCAAAAGCGCUGGCUACGACAACCCAGCUCAGAUCCUGUGCCCGCAAGGUGCAGACGGAAGCGGCAACUCGUAUCUUUUCGAGGAUGGUGUCGAUGGCCGACUCACUGCUCGUGCGUUCCGCGCUCUCAAUGUGCGCGCCAUUCGGCUCGGCAAUACCUUCGUUGACGGACGUGGCACGCGCACCUUUGGCAUCGUCUCGAUCCCCGACAACACCGAGCUCGAGCUUAUCUACCUCGACCCGGCUACCAAUCAGAAUGUCACAUGCACCACCAACUGCACUCUUGCCCACGAUGCAGCGCUCCCCUACCAAGACUUCUUGAUCGCAGACACACCCGCCAACAACGCACCUGGCGGCGUCAAAGAGCUCACCGGCAUUCAAUUCACCGCCACCGAGUACUACGGCGCUGGUGCCGGUCUUCACGUCCUCGAACUCCUUUCCGAGGGUGGAUGGGCGUACGCCUACAAUGCACUCAACCGCGGCGGCUGCAGCUCGGAUCAGAGCGGCGUCAGCGGCACCGACUCUUCGGCCACAAACCAAGGCGGCUGGUACCCAAGCACGAUCAACACGCUCGCUGGCACAACGGAGCCCGUACUCGCCUACACAGACUCGUACAGCAACCUGCAAUCUGCUUCAUCAUCAGCCACCGUCACCUUCGCCGUCGACAUCCCGGUCAAUGGCAACUACACGGUCAACAUGUUUGUCCCCGGAUGCAGAGCCAGCGGACAGUGUGGCCAGCGCACCGAUGUCCAAGCCAACGUCUUUGCCGUCGAAGGAUCUCAGGGCAAUCUGACGCGCGUCUCGCAGACGAAUGAGAACGACCGGACCGUUCAGAUCUACAGUGGCGAGGUCAACAAGGUCGCCGAAGGGUUUCAGCCCACCGUCGUGCUGUCCAUCCCGUCCGAUGCACCGGCGCCCUCGGACGGCGGCGACUUUACCGUCAUCGCCGACAAGGUGAGCUUUCUGCUGCUCAACAGCAACGAGACGCUCCAGAUGGCGCGAGCCAGCGGUUUCGGCGUGCUCGAGUACAACCUCUUCGAUUCUGCCGUCACCGCCCUUCAGAGCAACGGCACUGGCACGCUGCCCAAUACCACCAUGACCGACAUCGACACCUUUGCAGCAACGCUCUACUCGAACGGCGUGCGCAGCAAUGCCAGCGACACCGCCGUCUCCGCCAUUGCCUCGGUCGGGUCCCGCACCUUUGUCGGUGGCUCGUUCACAUCGACCGGCAACGUCAGCUUCGCCAAUGUGGCUGGCUUCUCAUCCGAUUCGACGGGCAGGACACCCAUCGAGAUCGCGAAUGGCGGUCUCAAUGGUCCUGUCGAGGCCCUUGCUAGCCUCGGCAAUGCGCUUUACGUCGGCGGCAGCUUCACCAGCACGGCCGACAGCGCGGUCACCGUCUCGUACAUUGCUCGCUACGAUCCGGACAACAAUGCUUGGACUGCGCUCGGCGGAGGUCCCGACGGCGCCGUCACUGACCUCUACGCGCUCGGCCCCGAUGCCCUCCUGAUUGCCGGAUCCUUUGCGACCGUCAACGGGACUGGCCAGAGCGGUGGGUACGCUGUUUGGAACGCCACCGCCAACGGAUGGCAGACGCAGUCCAGCUUUGUCGCCGCCGAAAUGACGGCUGCCUUUGCGAACUACGCCGACAGCAAUCAGCAGGGCUUCCUGGCUGGCAGCGUCCGCGCACUGAGCCUCCAGUCUGCCUCGGGCGCUGCGCAGCUUCAGGCACCUGCUCAGUCCGGCGAUCUGCCUACAAUCGAAUCACUCAAUUUCCAGUUCGCAUCGCAAUCGGGCUCCUCCGCGUCCGCCUCGUCGUCCGCAAGCCUUUCGCGGAGGUUCAUUGUCAACGGCGUUCGGUCACAGCAGCCGCAGCAGCACCAGCAGCAGCGACGACAAGCCGAGAAGAGAAGCGAGGACCAAGAACGCGCUUCCUCUGGCUUGGGCGCCAAGUUGCGCUCGCUGCUCGCAAGGUCGCCUUCGAGUGGUCGCCGAUUCGAGAAGCCCUCAUCGCAAGCGUCAUCCCUGACCAAGCGCGCCCCCAUCAUGCUGCCUGCCUCGCUCACGUCAGACGGUCAGAAUGAGGUGCUCGCCAGUGCCUUUUGGCAACGCGACGACGGCUCGUUCGUCAACAUUCUCGGAGGCAACUUUACCACUACCGCUGGCAUCCGCAACCUCGCUUUCUACGACGAUUCCACCAGCACCGCAACAGCCUUCCCUGCACAACCGAUCACUGCGAACCAGCAGGCCAUCACGGUCGUCCGCUCCUUGUUCGUCGACUCGGACAUGCUCUACGUCGGCGGAGAUGGCGGCUUCGAGGCCUACGACUUGAAAAAGGCAAGCUGGCUCACCAACAGCGCACCUCUCUCGGCCACCUCCCGUCAAGUUCUUUCCGUGACGGCGAUCAACCACCGCCCAGACUCGACGCAGCUCAUCGUGUCUGGCAGCUUCGCAUCCGCCGGAUCCCUGCCAUGCCUCAACGUCUGCCUUUGGGACAGCGACGGCAUGCGCUGGAGUCCCUUGGGCGCUGGUCUUAGCGGCGAGAUCUCGGCGAUCGACUACGCCGGCAACAAAGCGAACCAACUCAUCCUCGCAGGUUCCUUGACGGUCAACGGAGCACAGGCUUCGCUCGCCAGCUACAACUUUGACACGCAGACCUGGACCGCCUUGGGCACGGUCGGCAGCGGCUCGAAUCAAAUCCCAGGUCCUGCUACGGCUGUCAGCGUCGACGACCUCAACGCCAACGCCAUCUUUGCCGCGGGUCGCACGGCGGACGGAAGCGGCCCGUAUCUGGUCCGAUGGGAUGGAACGCAGUAUACGGCCGUCGGCUCGGGCCAGUUCUUGUCGGACACGGGCAUCUCGCAGUUGACCUUUGUGCCCAUCUCGCGAGCCCAUCCCAGCAAUCCCAUCCUGGAAGACAACCGACUGCUCGUGGUCAGCGGAGCAUUGACGACGCAAGACUACGGCGACAUCUCGAGCGUCUUCUUCGACGGUCAGAGCUACUCGCCGUUCUUGCUCGCCACCAACCUGGAUGGCUCGUCUGGGAUCGUGCGCGCCUUCACCCGAUCGACCGAGGUGCUGCGCUUCCCGAACCUGCACCAUCUUGCCGUGGGGCUGGUGAUCCUCAUCUCGAUCGCCAUCGGACUCGGCAUUGUCUUUCUGCUCGUGCUGCUCGGUCUCAUCUGGGCCGUAGCGAGAAGACGGCCAGAACCACGCGACAUGGCCGUGCCCCUCUCGGCAAGCGAUGAGACGCUGGGUCUGGGCGAGAAGAAGCGCCCGUCCAGCUUGUUGGCGACGCUCAAUGCGGCGACCGAGAAUGCUAUGCUCGGCGAACAUGGCGGUGCGGCUGCCGGGAUGGGUGCCGCCGCUGGUGCUGGUGGCGCUACCGCUCUGGCAGCCGCUCAUCGUCGAAGGGACUCGCAGCAGUACGACACCACCGACGAGCUGUCCCCGUCGAGCUACCAUGGCGAUGCUAGCCGCAGCGGACCGAGCGCCCAACGGCAGUAUCCUGCCGACGACGACGGAGUCUCGGACGCCGAAGCUGGGUUGGGCAUGAGCAUGAUGGGCGUCAGCGGUGCGGCGGCAGCACCGGCUUUGCACGGCGACGAGGACGACUCGCCCAUGGAGGGGAUCCCAGCGCACGCGCGGUACGACUUUGCGCCCAAUCACGAAUCCGAGCUCAAGCUGGUGUCAGGCGAGCCGAUCGAGAUCUUGGACGAUCAGGACCGUCAUUGGUGGCUGGCAAGGAACGCGCAGGGUCAGACCGGUGUCGUGCCGAGCGCCUAUGUGAUGUGA